AUGAACAGGGAGCUGAUCUCAGAGGUCACAGAAGAAGAAAUUAGAAAAGCAGUUUUUAGCAUGGGCAGCCUCAAAGCUCCUGGACCAGACGGCCUGAAUGGACUGUUCUAUCAAAAACACUGGGAGAUAAUCAAGAAAGAGGUAUGUGCAGUAGUCAGAGAAUUCUUUCGGAAUGGGUUCUUGCCGGAAGACAUUAGCGAAACCAUAGUAGUUUUAAUUCCAAAGGUAAAAGAUCUGGAAGAACUCAAUCAGUUAAGACUAAUCAGUUGUUGCAACUUUAUUUACAAAAUAAUAACCAUGGUCAUAGUGUUGAGACUGAAAGGGCUCCUCGAGGAUAUAGUGUCCCCAACCCAAAGUGCAUUUGUGGGAGGAAGGCUCAUACAAGAUAAUGUAGUAAUUGUCCAAGAAGUCUACCAUAGCCUAAAUAGGAAAGGAAGAGACGGAUCACAAAAUGUAGCAAUCAAGUUAGACAUGAACAAGGCAUAUGACAGGCUUGAAUGGGAUUUCCUCGAAAAGGUGCUCAUGAAAUUUGGGUUCGCCGAAAAGUGGGUUGACUUGGUGAUGAAAUGUGUAAGAAGCCAGGCUAAAGCGAAAGACAAUAUAACAGGUCUAAAGAUAGCCCCAACAGCUCCGGCUAUUACUCACUUGUUGUUCGCGGACGACUGCAUUAUAUUUGCGAAAGCAAAGGAGGAGGAGAUAUUUCAGAUUAUAACCGAAAACUUGCACAAAGGUCGCAAGAUUCUGGUGGGCAGCAUCAGGGAAGAACGGGGCAUUCAUUGGAAGAAGUGGGACAGCAUCACUGAGAGCAAGACAACGGGUAAAAAAGGCGCCUCAUGGGUCUGGAGAAGCAUCUUACAUGGAAGAGAGCUAUUAAGGAAAUGUGUAAAGUGGAGCAUAGGAGAUGGCUCCAAAGUGAGCAUCUGGAAAGAUAAUUGGAUCGCAGAGAGGAGCAGCCCUCUUAAUACAAACAGCACAGAUGACUCGAAGGUUAAGGAUCUCAUUGUAAAUGGGGAAGGGUGGAAUAAAAGAAAGAUCGAAAGCAAAUUCUCCCAAGAAAUUUUCAAGGAGAUACUUAGCACCCCUGUUAGUGUAAUGAACAAAGACGAUCACCUGUAUUGGCCGUGGAGGGAAUAUGGGAAUUACUCAAUAAGAACCGGAUACUAUGCUGCAAGAAGAGUUGGGCAGAACAGCAAAUAUGGAAAUCCAUCAACAAGUGAAGAUAAAAGGGAGAUAUGGAAGGAGGUGUGGAGAAUGGAAGUCCCACAGAAGAUCAGAAUGUUUUUAUGGAAAGCUUGUCAUGAUAUAUUACCAGUAGGUUCUAACUUAUAUAAAAGAAAGAUGGCACCAGAUCCAGUUUGCCAAAUAUGCUUAAAAUGUCCAGAGACAGUAGAACAUGCAUUACUACUCUGUGAUUGGGCUAGGGCAACAUGGUUCGGAGCGGAAUGCCAAUGGACCCCAACAGUUGAGACAGUUAGCUCAAUCGGAAAUUGGAUGGUCGAAUGUAUAAAGAAGUUGAGAGCAGGAGGGGGAGAGGACCAGAAGAAGAGGAUUAGCAAGUUAGGAUUUCUCAUGUGGGAAAUAUGGAAAACGAGAAACAACAAGCUGUUUCAAUAG
Arachis stenosperma is the source of this 1614-nucleotide messenger RNA. RefSeq lists its product as uncharacterized. The coding region runs from base 1 to 1614 and encodes 537 amino acids. The transcript has 4 exons. Lineage: Eukaryota; Viridiplantae; Streptophyta; Magnoliopsida; Fabales; Fabaceae. The record is from RefSeq and is a predicted model, not a curated record.